This is a messenger RNA of Desarmillaria tabescens, 975 nucleotides long. RefSeq lists its product as uncharacterized. Lineage: Eukaryota; Fungi; Basidiomycota; Agaricomycetes; Agaricales; Physalacriaceae. The transcript has 3 exons. The record is from RefSeq and is a predicted model, not a curated record. The coding region runs from base 1 to 975 and encodes 324 amino acids.
AUGAGUUCUUGCCAUUUAGCAAAUGGUGGUCGACCUGCGAAAUCAGGAAAAACCAAUCGUAUUAAUGGUCCUAUUCAAGAUUCAGUCUCUGGGCUCUAUGCACAGAAAUUUCUUGUACUUUUGAUUCCAAUAUAUGAUGGCACUAUUACCGACGUGAAUGAUCCUUAUGUUCCCAGAACCCGCAACCACUUACGAUUAUCAUCAAACAUCUUUGCGGAAAAUAUCACCACUCUCCAGGAAUAUAAUCUCACAUUUGAUAUUACUUUUUCUAUUGCUGAACUUAAUCGCCCAGUUGUGGAUCAACUGUACAGCCAUCUCGCAGCCCACAUCAAUGCGAAUAAUAUGCAAAUGCAGCCUUGGUGCCUUUCUCCACUUCCUGCUCAGCUUCCUGCUCUCACAUUAAUGCCAUUCACGGUUCUUCAUCCUGAAAAGUCAAAUCCAAGCUUAGGUGCUGUUAUCAAAGAUGCUCAAAUCCAGCAAUACGACAUUACUCUUGAAACGCUGAAUAAACUCGCAUGCUUACCUGCUCUCGCUAAUUCUGAAGACAGGACACCAAUAAUCCUUAUUGGCACAAAAUAUCGCCUCAAUGGAUUACUUGGGGAUGGCCAAGUGCAUUCCUGCUUCACAUACCACGUCCUUUACGAUCUCCAAACACCUCUCCAGACACUGUUUGGUCAACAUAGUAAUGAUGAUAGGCCAUGUCCAGAAUGCCAUUUAGACUGUCCUCAUCCUCCUGCUGCAUUGACCAGCGAUAAUGAUGAUUCCGCUGAUGAUAUAACUAAUAACACCUCGACAUCCACUAAUGAUAUCAUGACAUCAUCCAAUGAACUCUCCAACGAAACCAACUCAGUAGUAACCACUACUGCUGCUACUACGUCAUCCAAUGAACUCUCUAAUGAAACCAACAUAGUAGGAACCACCACUGCUACUGAUAAUCACACGUUAUCUUGGGAGCAGAGUAUGCUGCAGUUAUAG